Messenger RNA from Racocetra fulgida, 521 nucleotides. Lineage: Eukaryota; Fungi; Glomeromycota; Glomeromycetes; Diversisporales; Gigasporaceae. The record is from the annotation of a GenBank genome assembly.
CUGAUUCUUCUGAUUAUACUGAUUAUGCUAUAGCUGAUGUUGUUCGAGCUAGUACUGCUGCACCUACUUAUUUUCCAGCCAAAAAAAUAUUAGAGAAUAAAAGGCCUAAUAAUUAUAUAGAUGGUGGUGUUUUUAUGAAUAAUCCAGUUUUCAAAGUUUAUCUUAAGGCAAAACAAGCUGAAGAUAAACCUGAUGAAAAUGUAGAAUAUGUAGUUUGUUCUCUAGGAACGGGAAUUUAUAAAGGGGAAACGUUCAAUUCACUGGCUGAAAAAGGAGAGCUUAAGUGGGCAGCACCACUCAUUUCACUUAUGAUGGAUGCAUCAAGUGAACUCGCUGAAAAUAAUUUUAGUGAAUUUGUAAACCCUACUAAUAAAGAAAAAAUCAUAAAAGAUGCUACUUAUUAUCGAAUUCAAGCUACGUUAAAGAAAGAAAUUCCUUUAGAUGCUGUAGAUGAUCAGUCGAUGGAAUAUCUCAAAGAAGCUGCUAAAGAAGCCAUUGCCAAAAAAAGAUUUGAUGAAUUA